UCUGUAUUUCAUGUGAUGCAGGGGUUGGGGUGGGAGGAUGGGGAGCUGGAAGAAGGCGAGCUGGAGGACGAUGGGGGAGAGGAGCCCCAGAAUGCCUCUGAGUCCCAUGAGAGGGGCCGGAAAGAGAAGGGAGAGAAGCACAGAAGCGACUCGGAUGAAGAAAAGGCUCAUCGGCGGAUGAAGCGCAAGAGGAGGAAAGAGAGAGAGAGAGAGAAAGAGAAAAGAAGAGCAAAAAAGAAAAGGAAAUCCAAGCACAAACGCCAUGCAUCUUCCAGUGAAGACUUCUCUGACUACAGCGAGGACUCUGAUUUCAGCCCCAGUGAGAAGGGGCACAGAAAGUACCGGGAAUACAGCCCUCCUUACCCUCUUUCUCACCAGCAGUAUCAGUCCUCUCACAGUGCCCCCUUGCCAAAGAAGAGCUACUCCAAAAUGGAGAGCAAGAAUUACAACAUGUAUGAGGAUUACGAGAAUGAGGCCUAUGGCGAAUACGAGGGGGAUGAAGAUGAAGACAUGGGGAAAGAAGAGUAUGACGACUUCACAAAAGAGCUGAACCAGUACCGGCGAGCUAAGGAGGGGACACAUCGGGGGCGAGGCAGUCGAGGCCGAGGCCGAGGAUACCGAGGGCGUGGAGGCAGAGGUGGAAUGAGAGGGCGAGGCAUGGGCCGAGGAGGCCGUGGGAGAGGGAGAGGCGAACAUCCGGAAGAGGAGGAGGAGAUGUAUGAGGAAGAAAUGGAAUAUGGUGACAAUGAAGAGCCAAUGGGUGACGAGGAUUACGACGACUAUUCGAAAGAGCUCAACCAGUACCGGAGGAGCAAAGAGGGCAGAGGGCGAGGUUUAAAUCGGGGGCGUGGGCGUGGCCCCAGAGGGAGAGGAAGCAAAGGGAUGGGCAGGGGAAGAGGAAGAGGUGGGAGUAGAAGUGGAAUGGGGAAAGGUGGCGGAAUGAACGAGGAUGACGAUUACUAUGAUGAAGACAUGGGGGACGGAGGAGGAGGUGGAAAUUACAGGCGGAAUGACCAUGAUAAACCCCACCAGCAGUCUGAUAAAAAAGGAAAAGUUAUCUGCAAAUACUUUGUGGAAGGCAGGUGUACCUGGGGGGAGCAUUGCAAUUUCAGCCAUGACAUCGAGCUACCAAAGAAGCGGGAACUGUGCAAGUUUUACAUCACUGGUUACUGUGCGAGGGCGGAGAAUUGCCCUUACAUGCAUGGAGACUUUCCUUGUAAACUGUUCCACACCACUGGGAACUGUAUCAAUGGGGACGACUGCAUGUUUUCCCAUGAGCCGCUCACAGACGAAACACGGGAGCUGCUGGACAAGAUGCUGGCUGAUGAUGCAGAAGCAGGUGCAGAAGAUGAGAAGGAAGUUGAAGAGCUAAAGAAACAGGGCAUCAAUCCAUUACCGAAACCUCCACCUGGAGUGGGCCUGCUGCCCACACCCCCUCGCCCUCCUGGCCCGCCAGCUCCAACGUCUCCCAACGGCAGGCCAAUUCCUGGAGGACCUCCUCCUCCUCCGCCUCCCCCCCUUCCACCGCCAGGGCCACCCCAGCUGCCGCCACCACCGCAUGAGCCUCUCUCACCACAGCAGCUUCAGCAGCAGCAGGACAUGUAUAAGAAGAUCCCAUCUCUGUUUGAGAUUGUGGUACGGCCCACUGGGCAGCUGGCGGAGAAACUAGGCGUGCGGCACCCAGUUCCACCACCUCCCCGCUUCCCUGGGCCUGGUGGACCACCUGGGCCUAUGCCAGGACCCAUGCACCCCGAUAUGCAUCCUGACAUGCACCCCGAUAUGCAUCCCGACAUGCACCCCGACAUGCAUCCUGACAUGCAUCUGGACAUGCACCCGGACAUGCACCCCGACAUGCACCCGGACAUGCAUCCUGAUAUGCAUCCAGAUAUGCACCCCGACAUGCACCCGGAUAUGCCUAUGGGCCCUGGGAUGAAUCCUGGGCCUCCAAUGGGUCCCAGGCCCCCAAUGAUGCCAUAUGGCCCGGACGAUUCUCCACACUCCGGAAUGAUGCCUCCUGGCCCACCUGCACAAAGCUUCUACGAUAAUUUCUACCAACAGCAAGAGGGCCUGGACAUGGACCCUGGCUUGAUGGGUGACCCAGAGGACUAUGGGAAUUAUGAGGAUAUGGACGAGCCGCUGGGAGAGCAUCUUUUCCCUGACCAGUCCUUGGAACCCGACUCCUUGUGUGAAGGAGGGGCUCCAGGGUUACACAAACCAUCAGCCAACAUCCCUGACUUCCUGCCAUCAGCCCAGAGAGCCCUGUACCUGAGAAUCCAGCAGAAGCAGCAGGAAGAGGAGGAGAGGGCUCGGAGACUGGCCGAGAGCAGUAAGCAGGAGCGGGAGAAUGAGGAAGGUGAUCCUGGCAACUGGUACUCCAGUGAUGAGGAUGACGGUGGAAGUAGCGUCACUUCCAUACUGAAAACGCUAAGGCAGCAGAGUUCAAGCAGGCCUCAUGCCCAGGCAUCCCAUGGAGAAAUCAGUGGCAGCAUCGGCCCGUCCUCAGGGGUGAGUGACCCUCGCCUGCAGAAGGCCCAGCCAGCGGGGAGCAGUCGGCCUGCGGAUCCACGUGUGCUGCGGGAUCCCAGGCUGUCUCGAAAUGCCGAUGCUUGUAGUCCAUCUAGCACUGGAGACGCAGGGCCCACUGACCCGAGACUAGCACGACACAUUCCCACGCCUGCCCUGAAACCGGAUGCGCCUCAUUCCAGCACUGCGGCCAAUCAGAAGGCUGCCGUGGUUCCCGAGGAGGAGGAAGGGGAAAGAGCGCUAAGGGACAAACCGGUCAAUAUCCCCUUAGACGCACUGCCAGCCCACGCUCUGCGAGACCCCAGGUCUCAGCUGCAGCAGUUCAGCCACAUAAAGAAAGACGUGAUCCUAAACAAGCCAAACUUUGCCCGAAUGGUCCUGUGGAGCCCAGAGGAUCUGAUUCCACUGCCUGUCCCAAAGCAAGAAUUUGUUCCCGUCCCAGCUGCUCUCCAGUCAUUACCUGCCCUUGACCCACGACUCAACAGGCCCCAAAACACAGGCCUUUCUGACCCCAGACAACGAGGGGCAGCAGCCCAAGCAGAGCCUGCCACCGGUUCUGGCACCAACAUCCCUGACUUCGAGCUGUUGUCAAGAAUAUUAAAGACUGUGAAUGCGUCUGGCAGUCCAGGGCCUGGGCAGAGCGAUAAGCCGAGCGACCCUCGGAUGCGCAAAGCAUCAGCCGAUCCCAGGUUACAGAAACCGGCAGAGCCAGCAGCUGCCAGAGCUGCCAAACCUGCGGAGCCAGCUCAGCCAACAGCGGCUCCCACGCCCAGCAGCGAGACAGCUCCCACCAUUGCCCCCUACGACCCCAGGCUGCUGACAGCCGGUGGACUUAGCAAAGGCAGCAGCCAAAGCAGUGUGCUCAGUGGGAUUAGUCUGUAUGACCCCAGGACUCCGAGCUCAGCUGGCAAAGCCGCGGAGUCUCCCAGCGAAGGGAAUGCAUCGUUGAAAGGCCCAGAGGCCAGCAAGAGCGCUAACAAGGCCAAGGAGCCUCUGUUUGUGCGCAGGUCCGCGCUGGAUCAGCCCGAGGCCGAGAAGGCAAGCGCUGAGCUUGCCACAGACAGAUACAAUAGUUAUAACAGGCCGCGUCCCAAGGCCUCCUCCACCGCCCCCGCCGCCUCCUCCACACCUGCCCAGGAGACCGCACCUCAGCCAGGGGUUCAUAACCUCCCGGUGCCCUCCGUCUAUGGCAUGGUUAAGCAGACCACAAAGCCUGGGUCAGGCAGCCCCUUUGCAGGGAACAGUCCUGCCCACGACACUGAGCAGCAGGAUGCGGGGUCUCUGAAAGAUGUUUUUAAGGGCUUCGAUCCCACAGCUUCACCGUUCUGCCAGUAGUAUUAAAGGACUGACCUUGCGUCCGUGUAUUGAAUAACAGCGCGCAGUGUUGGUAACUUUUUUUUUAUUCCAUUAGUGCUCACUUUAGCCAUAUAACAUGUAUAUAAAUCGUUUUGGUUCUGGUCAGUGCUGUAACAUAUAGUCUCAAAGAUGCAUUUUAAAUGAAUAAUCAAAGUAUCCUUGUGCAGUAAUAACCAGCAUUUUGUUUGACUUCCUCAAUAGUUUGUUUUAGAGCUUUCUUUCAAAAUGCAAUUGAAAUCAUUUUCGGGAAAUAAUGAAUUGUCUGAAAUGUCCUUGGGAAGCUGUGGCUGAUCUGUCACACCACCUUUUUGUCCUCCCUCUUUGCAGUAGCCGAGCAUCUCCCCGGUACUGCAUUCAGGACAAGGGUAGUGACAGACUGGAUGGCAGAGAAAUGUGGUUCAUACGUGUUGCUUAGCAGAUUAAAGCUGUGAGCCAUGCGGAUUAGUAGAAUGUGUUCACUUCUAAAAUGUAACUAACUAAAGUAUUUGUAUCAUAGUCUUUUUUAAAAUUCUAGUACAGUGAACAGAAUUACCAUGGAAACAUAACCAUGUGGGAUUAUUUUUGUAAUUGUGGGGGUUUUGUUUGCUUUUGUUUUAAGUAAAUAUUUUAUGCCAUUUCCUGGAGGUUGUUUGAUUGUAAGACCCAGCUGGGUUGUAACAGGACUCGCAUUCUCGAGACCUUCCAUGGAUGGCCAUGGAAUAUUUGCAUCCCAAAAAGUUGUGCAGUCUACCAAAAAAAAAAAGGUUGUAUUAUUGAAAUUAAAUUAUUAAUCUCAAUCAGAUUUCACUUGUAUGUAUUUUGCGAAUGGAGGGUUUUUCCAUAAACACAAAUCUGUGUUCUAAGAUUUUCAGUAGAUGAUCCCCACCCUACCCCCCAGGGGUAAAACCCAUCUCCAUCCAGAUGGGAGGGGGAACUCUGCAUGCUGUGCGUUUCAGGAGGCAGAGUUUUGUCCGAUAGUGCCACACUACAAGGAGAGGCUGUUCUUUAGAAAAGAGAGGAAAGCGAUGUUAGGUGCUGAAUACUUUUUCUGAUUCAUUGUGUGUUUAGAAACAAAUGUGGAGAUGGAAGUGUUGAGUACAAUGAGCUGUGCUUUCAGGGUGUGCAGGGAAAAGCAGCUACAGGGGAAGGGACGUGAGUGACAGAUAAUCAAGAUUUUCAAAAGAUGAACGGGAUACAGUAGAGUCUGUGGUUUUGAAAAUGGUUGUUGAGGGAAGGAAGAUCUGGGGUGACUCCUUUCUGUGGCUCAGUGUUCUUGCUACAAGCUGUUUCAGUGGGUAAAGGGGAUAACAGGUUUAUAAACCUUUCCGACAGACGAGACAAUUCUGUAGUUUACGGUUUCCUGAUCAUCCCUCUGCCCCACGCUUGUCUCAAAUGUGCUAGAUCUUUGUACUAAUACUUUUUUUUUCUCCUUCCCAUGCUCCCCUUGGUAGCCUCGGUUACUCAAUGUCAAGGUGUGUCCUACCCCCUACUUCUUGGUAUUUCGAUAGCGGUAUCGCUGUGGAGCUAACUGGAUUCUGCCGUCCGUCACGUGAAUAUUGGUAGUACCCCACGCUCACAAGUAUUUGGCUGGCAAAGCCUGUAGCAAACAUGCUCACAAGUAUUGGAAGAUAAAAACAUUUUAUGCAAAGUGUCUUUAAAGCAUAAACUGCACCAAGGAAAAGCUAAAAUGCUUGCACCUUUCUAGCCAUAUGUUGAGACAUGGAUCUGUACAAUGUACAUGACCAACAUGCAGUAUCAAUUCCUGUGAAAUAAUGGAAACGAAGUUAAAUAUUUUAAACACAGUUUUAUAAACAUGGCUGAGCCAGGUGGGUUCUUCGUUAUACUUUCAGCCAGGACAGUGUCUGUGGCACUAUCAGGAAAAUGUCUGUGGAGUGUGAACUGAGUAUCGUGCUUUCUUCUGACCAAGGCACAAGCCAGAACUUUUGUCAGAGACCCCAAAUAGCUGGUAAUGGUGAGUGUUUUAAAGGCACAGUGUGCGUGUCGUAACUCUCCUUCCCCAGGGCCUCGCACCGGGGAGUGCUGCACCAGCUUAGAUGAGGAUCUGGUGCCAGGCUAUCCCAGCCGACCCACCUUCCCCCGCAGAGAGGUUCCUGUUUUAUUGCAGAAUAUAUCCCAAGGGACUGUACCUCUCUGGGUUGAGAAUUCAUCCAUUGCAUCAUGUCACAGUGGCUUGUCAUCGGGCUGGUGUUUGCAUAAGGAGUAGUGUGAGAGGAAAAACAUUUCUCAGGACGCUGGCUACCAUCAUUGAAUCUGGUUUAGGAUGAAUUGUCCAACAGUGGGACAGCUGCUUAAAAACCCAUUCAGUUUUGCUGUAAGCGUUAUAAUUUGCUUUGAAAAAGUUCUACAGCUAAUGGGUGUUCUUUGGUUUUGGUGCAUGUGAGAUUAAUAUUAAUAAUGCCAAAAUAACUCUUUUCAAUUAAAAAAAACCCAGUCUGGACUCUGAAGUUUUGUUACAUUUAUGUUUGGUGUUAAUUUACUUGUCUUCUUCCCUGUGGACGCUAUUUGUUUUACUUCCUCCUGCACCCUGCUUUAAUUUGAGGCAAACUUACUCUAAACAAUGUCCCUCAACCCAGCUGGAUACCAGAAAACUCAGAUGCCAACGGAUUGUGCUGAUCUGUUCAAUAAGUGGAUGUCCAAUGGAGAUCUAAUCUAUUAAAAUUUCUGCUUGCAUCUCUCCCUGAAAUUGUUUGCUAGUUUUCAAUGAAUCAGUGUGGCAUCUGUGUGGGUAGUAGUUAGCGCACUGUUGAAGUGGUUUACCUCAUGCCUUCUCUUGGUGUCUCCUCAGCUCUUAACCUGCAGUGAAGUGUGACAUAUGAACUCAUGGCUUUGGAGUUUGGCUGGUAUCACUGUCACAAAAA
Messenger RNA from Trachemys scripta elegans, 6737 nucleotides. It is a transcript of the gene ZC3H4, whose product is annotated as zinc finger CCCH-type containing 4. Gene Ontology annotation, molecular function: metal ion binding; RNA binding. The transcript has 14 exons. The record is from RefSeq and is a predicted model, not a curated record. Bases 16 to 3858 code for a protein of 1280 amino acids. Gene Ontology annotation, biological process: negative regulation of DNA-templated transcription. NCBI's taxonomy places the organism in Eukaryota, Metazoa, Chordata, Testudines, Emydidae. Gene Ontology annotation, cellular component: nucleus.